This is a messenger RNA of Exophiala spinifera, 3501 nucleotides long. Its product is annotated as carbamoyl-phosphate synthase arginine-specific large chain. Gene Ontology annotation, cellular component: cytosol; cytoplasm. Lineage: Eukaryota; Fungi; Ascomycota; Eurotiomycetes; Chaetothyriales; Herpotrichiellaceae. The record is from RefSeq and is a predicted model, not a curated record. Gene Ontology annotation, biological process: 'de novo' pyrimidine nucleobase biosynthetic process; L-citrulline biosynthetic process; UTP biosynthetic process. Bases 1 to 3501 code for a protein of 1166 amino acids. The transcript has 4 exons. Gene Ontology annotation, molecular function: dihydroorotase activity; aspartate carbamoyltransferase activity; metal ion binding.
AUGGCUUCCUCCGCUCGAGUCCUCCGCCAGGCCAGCGGUAUUCUGCUGCGAGACUGCGCUCCCAAACCAUGUCCCUCGCACCGAGCCUUCUCGGUGCGUGCUCGUCUUGCGCCAAUCGCGACUAGACACCACCUGCUGAGCCCCAAGACACCCUCAUGGCAGCAGGCCCGAAAGUUCACCAGAUCGACAAAGCGCUAUGCUGCUGUCGACACCGCUCCCCGCCCCGAGGCCUACCUCGAGAGCGGUGUCGUGGAGCCAGGGAAAAAUCUUGUGGGCGUGUCCAAGGUGCUUGUGAUUGGGAGCGGUGGUCUAAGUAUUGGACAAGCAGGAGAGUUUGACUAUUCAGGCUCACAAGCUCUCAAAGCUCUCAAAGAGGCUGGUGUGAAAUCCGUCCUUAUCAACCCGAACAUUGCAACUAUCCAGACCGACCACAAACUCGCAGACGAGGUCUAUUACCUACCCGUUACACCUGAGUACGUCACUUAUGUGAUUGAAAGAGAGAAGCCCGAUGGUAUCCUCCUCACCUUUGGUGGCCAGACUGGUCUCAAUCUGGGUGUACAGAUGAAUAGGAUGGGUAUCUUUGAACGAUAUGGUGUCAAAGUGCUCGGUACGAGCAUCAGAACACUGGAAGUCAGUGAGGAUCGAGACUUGUUCGCCAAAGCAUUGAAUGAAAUCAACAUCCCUAUUGCACAGUCGAUUGCUGUCGGUACUGUGGACGAGGCUUUGGACGCUGCCGAGCAGGUUGGAUAUCCUAUCAUCGUCCGAUCCGCAUAUGCUCUGGGUGGUCUCGGCUCUGGCUUUGCCUCAAACCGGGAAGAAUUGAGCAAUCUUGCUUCGCGAUCCUUGUCCCUUUCCCCUCAGAUCCUCGUAGAGAAGUCUCUCAAAGGAUGGAAAGAAGUCGAGUACGAAGUGGUCCGCGAUGCUGAGGACAACUGCAUUACUGUCUGCAACAUGGAGAACUUCGAUCCCCUCGGUAUUCACACUGGUGACAGUAUCGUCGUGGCUCCCAGUCAAACUUUGAGUGACGAGGAGUAUCAUAUGCUCCGCACUGCAGCCAUCAAAAUCGUUCGACAUCUGGGUGUUGUAGGCGAGUGCAACGUUCAGUAUGCCCUGCAACCAGACGGACUCGACUACCGUGUCAUUGAGGUUAACGCUCGUCUAUCUCGAUCCUCCGCAUUGGCCUCCAAAGCUACUGGAUACCCUCUCGCGUACACUGCCGCAAAGAUCGGUCUUGGCCACACACUGCCUGAGCUGCCAAACGCCGUGACGAAAACAACAACGGCCAAUUUCGAGCCCAGUCUUGACUACAUCGUGGUCAAGAUUCCUCGUUGGGAUCUGUCAAAGUUUCAGCACGUCAAGCGAGACAUCGGUAGCGCCAUGAAAUCGGUCGGAGAGGUCAUGGCCAUUGGCCGUACUUUUGAGGAGUCUUUCCAGAAAGCCAUCCGCCAGGUGGACCCAAGAUAUGUUGGCUUCCAGGGCGACAAGUUCGAAGACCUCGACGAUACGCUGCGAAACCCUACCGACCGACGCUGGUUGGCUGUGGGUCAAGCUAUGAUCCACGAGAACUACUCCGUUGAGAAGAUCCAUGAUCUGACCAAAAUUGACAAGUGGUUUCUCCAUAAGCUACAGAACCUGAAGGACACCAUGAAGGAAAUCCAAGAAAUCGGAUCCCUGGCAGAGAUCAAGCACGAGCUCAUGCUCAAGGCCAAGAAACAAGGUUUCUCUGACAAGCAGAUUGCCAUGUACACCAACUCCACCGAGGGCGAGGUUCGCGCUCGACGACAAAGCUUCGGCAUAAGGCCAUGGGUGAAGAAGAUCGAUACACUUGCUGCCGAGUUUCCUGCCGACACGAACUAUCUCUACACAACUUACAAUGCGUCUUCUCAUGAUGUUACCUUCGAAGAUCAUGGAACUAUUAUCCUGGGAUCUGGAGUCUAUCGAAUUGGUUCGUCUGUCGAGUUUGAUUGGUGUGCCGUUAAUGCCACCUUGUCACUGCGGAACAUGGGUCAGAAGACUGUUAUGAUCAAUUACAACCCAGAGACCUAUAGCACCGAUUUCGACACCGCGGACAAGCUCUAUUUCGAAGAGUUGUCAUACGAGCGUGUGAUGGAUAUCUACGAAAUGGAGGGCGCAACCGGCGUUGUUGUCAGUGUUGGUGGUCAACUUCCUCAAAACAUCGCUCUCCGUCUCCAGGAAGAAGGUCAUGCGAAUGUGCUCGGUACUGACCCCAAGGACAUCGACAAGGCUGAAGAUCGUCACAAGUUCUCCCAGAUUCUCGACUCGAUCGGGGUGGAUCAACCUGCAUGGAAGGAGCUUACUUCUGUUGAUGAGGCGGAGUCAUUCGCUGAUACCGUUGGCUACCCCGUCCUGGUUCGACCAUCUUACGUUCUGUCCGGCGCUGCUAUGUCGGUCAUCCACAGUCAAGCUGAAUUGAAGGACAAGCUGGAGUCUGCUUCUGCUGUGUCUCCAGACCACCCUGUCGUGAUCACCAAGUUCAUCGACGGUGCACAAGAAAUUGACGUAGAUGCCGUGGCCUCCAAGGGAGAGCUAAUUCUGCAUGCAGUUUCGGAGCACAUCGAGAAUGCCGGUGUUCACUCGGGUGACGCCACUCUGGUUCUCCCUCCUGCCAACCUCGACGCCAACGUGAUGAGUCGAGUCAAGCAGAUUGCUGAGAAAGUCGCCAAGGCUUGGAACAUCACUGGUCCUUUCAACAUGCAGAUCAUUAAGGCCGACGUGCCCGGAGAAGAGCCGGCUCUCAAGGUCAUCGAAUGCAAUCUCAGAGCGUCCCGAUCAUUCCCGUUCGUUAGCAAGGUUCUCGGCACCAACUUCAUUGAUGCAGCUACGAAGGCCUUGGUGGACAAUGAUGUCCCCGAGCCUCGUGACCUUAUGGCGGAGAAGCGCGACUACGUCGCCACCAAGGUUCCGCAAUUCUCGUGGACUCGCUUGGCCGGUGCCGACCCCUUCCUGGGCGUCGAGAUGAGCAGUACCGGUGAGAUUGCCUGCUUCGGCAAGGACCUCGUGGAGGCAUACUGGGCGUCCCUGCAGUCAACAAUGAACUUCCGCAUGCCGGAGCCUGGCGAGGGUAUCCUUCUCGGUGGAUCCACUGAGCUGCCAGAGCUGCCCAAGAUCGUUGACUACCUCAGACCCCUGGGAUACAAUUUCUAUGCUGCGAGCGAUGAUGUGAAGCGGCAUCUUUCGAAGUCAGGAGUUUCAAUCGAGGUGAUUGAAUUCCCAAAGACCGAUAAAAAUGAGCUCCGAAAGGUGUUCCAAAAAUACAACAUCCGGGGUGUGUUCAAUCUGGCAAAGACCAGGGGUAAGACCUUAGUUGAUGAAGACUAUGUGAUGAGGCGGAAUGCUGUAGACUUUGGUGUGCCCUUGUUCAUGGAGCCCAAGACUGCCUUGUUGUUUGCUCAGUGUAUGAACGCCAAAUUGCCACGAAAGGAAGGUAUUCCGGAGGAAGUCAAGAGCUGGAGCGAGUUUGCCGGUGGCAAGAUGAUGUAA